This is a messenger RNA of Prosopis cineraria, 1637 nucleotides long. RefSeq names its product agamous-like MADS-box protein MADS2. Gene Ontology annotation, cellular component: nucleus. The coding region runs from base 574 to 1380 and encodes 268 amino acids. The record is from RefSeq and is a predicted model, not a curated record. The transcript is spliced from 9 exons. Gene Ontology annotation, molecular function: protein dimerization activity; RNA polymerase II cis-regulatory region sequence-specific DNA binding; DNA-binding transcription factor activity, RNA polymerase II-specific. Gene Ontology annotation, biological process: positive regulation of transcription by RNA polymerase II. NCBI's taxonomy places the organism in Eukaryota, Viridiplantae, Streptophyta, Magnoliopsida, Fabales, Fabaceae.
CAAAAGGAAAAAUGACUAAUAAUAAUGCUUGAAACAGCUGUCCCUAAGCGCCAGUCUCAAGUCUUCCACAAUGUACCACUUGGUCCCUGCCACAAAUGUGACGUGCAAAUCACGCGCUAAAGUGCGGCUGAGCAAAAAUUUCCUUACCAAAAAUACCUCGGCAAAGAACAUCAUGGGAAAAAAAAUAUUGCAUGAAACUGGAAAGGACGCCAAACCAGAACCUCCAUUCCGUUUUCUUUUCUUGUGGCGAUUGCAAAACCAGAAGAUAAAAGAGAAAACUUUAGAAAGAGAAAGACCAAUCUAUCUAUCUCUCUCUCUCUCAUGUUCGUUCUGUUUUUUGGCUCUUCUUCCUAGGGCUUUCAACUUUCUCGCCAUUUUCACAAAUUUGGUUCCAUCUGGUUACUAACCCAGGAAAGAAGGAGUGGCUAGUUACCCCAUAGGAGGAGAUCAGUGAAGAAGAAGAAGAAGAAGAAGAAGCAAGAAGAGAGAAAAAGAGAAGGAAGAUAAGAGAUUGUAUAGAAAUAGAAAAGGGAAAGAGAGAGUGGAAUAGAAUAAUAAGAAGAAGAAGGCGAUAUGGGGAGGGGAAGAGUGGAGCUGAAGAGGAUAGAGAACAAGAUAAAUAGGCAAGUGACAUUCGCAAAGAGAAGAAAUGGGCUUUUGAAGAAAGCCUAUGAGCUUUCUGUUCUCUGUGAUGCAGAAGUUGCUCUCAUCGUCUUCUCCAAUCGUGGCAAGCUUUAUGAGUUCUGUAGCACUCCUAGGGGGUGGGCGUGUGUGCACACGGUAGAUCUGGUGAUAGUACAUAGUCAGAUGAAAAUCUCAUCGUUGUAUUACUGCAUGCUCAAAACACUUGAAAGGUACCAAAAGUGCAGUUAUGGCGCUGUGGAAGUGAACAAACCAGCCAAGGAGCUUGAGACCAGGUACCGCGAAUACUUGAAGCUGAAAGCAAGAUAUGAAUCUCUCCAAAGGACACAAAGAAACCUUCUAGGGGAAGACUUGGAUCCAUUGAACUCAAAAGAAUUGGAGCAGCUAGAGCGCCAACUUGAUUCAUCUUUAAAGCAAGUGAGGUCCAUUAAGACUCAAUUCAUGCUGGACCAACUGAGCGAUCUUCAAAAUAAGGAGCAGAUUUUGGUUGAAGCAAACAGAUCUUUGACUAUGAAAUUGGAAGAAAUCAAUUCAAGAAACAACUACAGGCAAUCUUGGGAAGAUGGUGAUCAAAGCAUGCCAUAUGGUUCCCUGGAUGCGAACUCUCAGGGCUUCUUCCAGCCUUUGGACUGCAAUCCCACACUACAGAUAGGGUACAAUGCUGAGAGUUCAGAUCAGAUGACAGCAACAACACAAUGUCAGCAAGCGAGUGGAUUGAUUCCUGGAUGGAUGCUUUAAGUGAUGAUUCUAAGCAAGCAAUUUAGCUGUGUGUAAAUGCUUUAUCAGAUUCUACAUAUAUAAGUUUAUUACUAUAAUAAAAACAACGAGCGCUCUAAACAACGAGUUUACUAUAAAAAUGGCUUGUAAGAUGUCUGUCCUAUUAAACUUUGUUGAUUCAGGUAGAAAUAGCUUAAGUCAAUUUAAUAGGACUUACCUUAAUGGUAUAUUACUUUCAAUCCAUUUUUUAGUCAAUCAAUGUGGGACUUUUCAACGCA